AAUAUCUUAAAUUGUGAUAUUGAUAAAUUAAUCGACAUAUUUACUACAGUCGACUUGAAUUAUUGUUAAGUAUUUCAUACUUGCGUAACUCGACAAUCAUAAUUUAAAACAAUGAUUUUCUGAACAAACGGUUGCAAUCAGAUGCUCGUAAUUCACGUUUUUUCAAAUAAAUAUCAGGAAUCCUAAGAAUAUUAAUGGCAACCAUUACACCUACACUGCAGCUUAUUGAUAAGUCGAAGUUUUUUCAAUAGCUGCUAUAAGUUUGAAUUUAACAGCUUAAACCUUAUCAUUUUAUGGACCAUCAAGUUUAUCAAUUAAAAGUUUUACUAUAUAUUCAAUAAUUUAUAACAACAGAUAAUUUCAUCAAAAUGGCAAAGGUGGAUCCAUUGUUUACAAAAUAUGGGUUAAAAGAACUAAGAGUUGUACUUACCAGAUUUGAUGACAAGACACUUCCAGUAAUUACAUAUGAUUAUAAUUCAAAUUUUAAUCAGAAAAAUUUUUCGGUGCUCGAUGUCGAUGAAAAUGGAAAACUUUGUGAUAUUUGUAAGAUGAAUUAUAUUGAAAAGAAAAGAUUAUUUGAUCAUGUCAGAGAUAGCUUGGUGGAUAGCUUUUUUAGAUGUGAAAUAUGUAACAUAGCAUUACCCCGAAAUCCUUACAUUUUAGUUGAUUUAGAUAGGGAUUGGAGUAAACGUAAAAAAUGUGAGGUCUGUAGCGUUUUAUUUUGAACCAUUAUGAACUGAGGUACUGGGUCAUCACAAUGUAAUUCCCAUGCUCCUAACAUAUUACAAUACUUUUCCAAAGAAGUAUUUGAACCAAUUGCCCCAAUUGAACACAUUAUAACACACAUUUUGGAGAAAAUUUGAAUUUUAAUAAUUUUAUUUUUAAUGUUAUCCAUUGAAUUAUUUUUAAUCCAUUAAGAUGUUGUUUAACUUUAAAUUUAUUAAAUUAUACUAAGUUCCUGGCUAAACAUUCUCAAAAUAUGUAGUAUAAUAUUGAUUGUAAUACAAGUUGAUUCUUUUAUCAUUGUACACUCAUUAUUUCAAAAAGUAUUCAUGUUUUUGAAAACAUUUUUUACGUAGUUUCAAGAUAAAAACAACUGUUUUUAUUAAAAAAUUAUAUUUCUAAAUAUUUUUUAUCCUUAUAUUUUUUAAGUUAACUCAUAAACUACUCGCCCUAAAUUCGAUUUUUAUGUAUCAAAAUACUCAGAAAAU
Messenger RNA from Rhopalosiphum padi (bird cherry-oat aphid), 1211 nucleotides. RefSeq lists its product as uncharacterized. The record is from RefSeq and is a predicted model, not a curated record. Bases 369 to 725 code for a protein of 118 amino acids. Lineage: Eukaryota; Metazoa; Arthropoda; Insecta; Hemiptera; Aphididae. The transcript has 5 exons.